AUGGCGUCAACAUCUCCCGUCCCAGAAGACGCCGCCGCCGCCGCCGAACAAAAGGCAUCUGCAUCAUCAUGUGAAGCCGAAUCUGCAUCAGCCGCAGCAGCUGAGACGCUGGCCGAGAAAUCCAACGCCGAACCCGCGCUGCCCAAAUUGUCCACCCAGGACUUCAGGACGUACAACAGGCUGGCUGUCAUGAUGGAAGCCUACCACAACCAUUUCCGCUACACCUGGAACAUUCUGUACAAGACCUGCGAGACUGGCUCCCGCCCUGCGGGCAUGUCCCUGCGUGCCUUUAUCUCGCAGGGCCUGCACUUCUGCCGUGCUCUGACGGUCCACCACACCAUUGAGGAGCAGCACGUUUUCCCCGAGCUGGCCGAGCGGAUGCCCGGGUUCGCUCCCAAGGACCACUUAAUAUCGCAGCAUGAGGCCAUCCACGAAGGGCUGGAGAAGAUGGAGGAGUACCUGGACAGCUGUAGGAGUGGCGAGAAGGAAUUGCGAUUGCCCGAGUUGAAGGCCGUCAUGGAUACGUUUGGAGAGGUUCUUUGGGCGCAUUUGGACGACGAAGUCAGGAUGCUGGGCGCAGAGAACAUGCGCAAGUAUUGGUCCAAGCAGGAGAUCCUGUCGAUGAAUUGGUAA
Molecule: messenger RNA, 633 nt
Organism: Cladophialophora carrionii CBS 160.54
Lineage: Eukaryota; Fungi; Ascomycota; Eurotiomycetes; Chaetothyriales; Herpotrichiellaceae
Exons: 1
Coding region: 1-633 (210 amino acids)
Source: RefSeq, a predicted model, not a curated record